This is a messenger RNA of Populus euphratica (Euphrates poplar), 1405 nucleotides long. RefSeq names its product ribosome maturation protein SBDS-like. Bases 81 to 1151 code for a protein of 356 amino acids. Gene Ontology annotation, biological process: ribosome biogenesis; cytosolic ribosome assembly. The transcript is spliced from 5 exons. NCBI's taxonomy places the organism in Eukaryota, Viridiplantae, Streptophyta, Magnoliopsida, Malpighiales, Salicaceae. The record is from RefSeq and is a predicted model, not a curated record.
CUUGCUCCUGGCUAAUAAUGAAAUAAAACAGCAGGGAAACAAGUAAUCGAGAAGGUCCUGCUAGAGAGAGAGAGAGAGAGAUGUCGGUGAAGUUGCAGCAGCCGGUAGGGCAAAAACGGCUGACGAACGUAGCUGUGGUUCGAUUAAAGAAGCAUGGUAUGCGUUUCGAGAUUGCUUGUUUCAAGAACAAGGUCCUCUCUUGGCGCUCUGGCGUAGAGAAAGAUUUGGAUGAAGUGUUGCAGUCCCACACAGUUUAUUCAAAUGUUUCAAAAGGAGUUCUUGCAAAGUCUUCAGAUUUGGGUAAAGCUUUUGGACACGAUGAUCAUACCAAGAUCUGCCUAGAGAUAUUGGAGAAAGGGGAGCUUCAAGUGGCUGGGAAAGAGAGGGAAUCUCAGUUGUCUAGUCAGUUUCGGGAUAUAGCAACUAUUGUUAUGCAGAAAACUAUUAAUCCCGAGACGCAACGUCCUUACACUAUCAGUAUGGUUGAGAGAUUGAUGCAUGAAAUUCACUUUGCUGUUGACCCGCAUAGCAGCUCUAAGAAGCAGGCGCUAGAUGUUAUUCGUGAGCUUCAAAAGCAUUUUCCAAUCAAACGGUCUCCAAUGAGACUUCGGCUUACUGUUAUUGGACAGAAUUUUCCUAAUCUAUUGGAAAAGCUCAAUGCCUGGGAUGCUAACGUUGUUUCUAAAGAUGAAUCUGGAAGCCAUCAAUCUGUUAUUUGUGAAAUGGACCCAGGUUUCUUCAGGGACUGUGAUGCCUUCGUGAGGAAUCUGCAGGGCAGGCUGGAAAUUCUUGCAGUGUCUGUUCAUUUUGAGGGGGACACCCAUGUAGAUGAUUUUGAUGAUUAUGAAGAUGUGACACCAGCCCUACCCAAGGACUCUGCUGAUUCUGAAGUACAACUGAGUGAGAAAAUCCAAAAACAGACCAUCUCUGAGGAGAAGAAAGCUGACACGCAGGCAAAGCAAAACAAGUGCAGCACAUGCAAUGCAUUUGUUGGGGAUGCAAAGCAGUUCAGGGAUCACUUCAAGAGUGACUGGCACAAACAUAAUUUGAAGCGCAAGACCAUGCAGCUCCCUCCGCUUACUGCAGAAGAGUGUUUGGCUGACAUGGACCUGAAUGACACCAAAGCAGAUUUAAAAGAAUACUCGUUUUGAGAUGCGACUGAUCAAUUUGCGAUUGUUGUCUGUGUGUUGCUCGAGUUAGAUUUUAAAAGUUACAAAUGGGGAUUCUUGCCCGUGAAAAAAAAAAUGCAUAAUCAGUCUGGUUUGAACCGAUUGAAUUGAGAAGAUCUGAAUUGCAUCGGGUUUGCCUGGUGAUACCUUAGGUAUGUACGCAAAAAGACCGAGUAUGUUUUUCCUCGUAUAAAAAUUAUAGAAAUUCUGACAUGGAAAUGAUACCAUACUUUCUC